Molecule: messenger RNA, 924 nt
Organism: Jaculus jaculus (lesser Egyptian jerboa)
Lineage: Eukaryota; Metazoa; Chordata; Mammalia; Rodentia; Dipodidae
Gene: Ndufa13
Product: NADH:ubiquinone oxidoreductase subunit A13
Exons: 5
Coding region: 316-885 (189 amino acids)
Source: RefSeq, a predicted model, not a curated record
CAGAGGCAGGCAAGGAGAUCCUGACCACUACUGGGUGUCAGAAUUAGCCUCUGAGGUUAGGGUUCUGCUUCCUUCUGAUGGCUCGCUCCCAGCUUUGCAGUCCCAGCCCGUGGCUAUGCGGGACCUACACCAUCUAUGGCGGCCCUGGAGGCGGAAAUGCGGACGAGAAAGGGGGGCGAAUCUUGGAGGCCUGGCUUCCCUUAUCAUCGGCCAGGGAAAAGGUGAAUGAACGUGGGAGGCUUUUAGUGCAAAGUCCAGGGUGCCCAUUACGGUUCCAGGCCAACGACGGAGUCGCAUCGAGUCAAAAGCAAGAGCAUGCACAGACUUCCGAUCCUGCGGGAACUCCGGAGAGCUCAGAACUACACUGGCGCGGGAGCUUCCGCCACUCUCAGUAAGACAGCCGCAGCAGCCUCACUUCCGCCUGUGCCGGAAGAGCAGCCUCUGGCAAGCAUGGCGGCGUCUAAGGUGAAGCAGGACAUGCCCCCGCCAGGGGGUUACGGUCCCAUCGAUUACAAGCGGAACCUGCCGCGCCGGGGACUGUCGGGCUACAGCAUGUUCGCCAUAGGCAUUGGGGCCCUGCUCUUCGGAAACUGGAGGAUGAUGAAGUGGAAUCGUGAGCGCAGGCGCCUGCAGAUCGAAGACAUGGAGGCUCGCAUUGCUCUCAUGCCGCUGUUCCAGGCUGAAAAGGACCGCAGGACCCUGCAGAUGCUGCGGGAGAACUUGGAGGAGGAGGCUGUUAUCAUGAAGGACGUGCCCGACUGGAAGGUGGGUGAGUCUGUGUUCAACACGACGCGCUGGGUGCCACCGGCCAUAGGCGAGCUGUACGGGCUGCGCACCACGGAGGAGAUGGUCAAUGCCAACUAUGGAUACAUGUCCUACACAUAGGACGCCCCUAGGCUCUCAAAAUAAAUCCUAUAAACAGUU